AUGGAUGAGACUCAGACCCCUACGGAGUUGAAGCAAGAGGCUUCUGAUGUUGCCACACUCCCUCCAGUCAGCAGUGAUACGCCGGCAGUUGCAUCUGAGUCCCAGCUACCGAUCUCUCAAGAUACCCCUACCGAAACCGGUACUUCUUUUUCUGCGAAUCCCUUGGAUGCGCCCAAAUCACCCCCCGCCCAAGACGAUCCAGAUGCCGAACAGGAAGAUGCAGAGAUGGGUGGAGUGGAGGAAGAUGCGAAGGUCGAGGAUGCAGACGUAGAGAAGGACGCUGCCGGAGAAUCCCAAGAAACACCUGCCGCCGCGACUGGUACAGAUGGCCAGACCGCGCAAUCGAAGUCAGCCCUUGAAGCUUCGGCCAACUCGCACCUGAUCUCACAAACACACCAGAUCAUCCUUCCCAGCUAUAGCACAUGGUUUGAUAUGCAUACAAUCCAUGCCUUGGAGAAGAAAUCUUUACCCGAAUUUUUCAACAGCCGAAACCGCAGCAAAACCCCCGCCGUGUAUAAAGACUAUCGUGAUUUCAUGAUCAAUACCUAUCGUCUCAACCCCGUCGAGUACCUUACAGUGACUGCAUGUCGACGGAAUUUGGCAGGCGAUGUUUGUGCCAUUAUGCGCGUGCACGCGUUCUUGGAGCAAUGGGGUCUCAUCAAUUACCAAGUCGAUCCCCAGACUCGACCUGCAAAUAUUGGACCCCCUUUCACUGGGCAUUUCAGAGUAAUAGCCGAUACUCCACGUGGCCUCCAGCCCUUCCAACCAGGUCCGAAUACGUUCACCACUCCGGGGAAACCACACGCUUCUACCGAUCGAGCGAAAUCGGCAACUCCUUCGUCAAAAGCAGACCUCAAUCUCGAACUUCGCCGCAAUGUUUACGACGACAAGGGCAAGGAGAUAAAGACAAGUGAGGAGCCAGAGAAGCAACCCAAUGGUGAUGGGGCAACCGCUAACGGGUCAGCUUCUGGAGAUGCCGCCACCAAGGCCAUGGAUGAAGCUGCUCGAGAACCACUUAAGACCUUUAAUUGCUUUUCAUGCGGUAUCGACUGCACCAGAUCACGAUUUCAUUACGCAAAAUCCGAUCCAGUCACCGCCAAUCAUGUUUCGGGUGAAGGCAAGUAUGACUUAUGUGCAAAUUGCUAUUUCCAAUCCAGAAUGCCCAGCAAUCAUCGAUCCUCGGAUUUCGUCAAGAUGGAAGAGCCCGAAUACAAUCAAAUCCCGGACAAAGAUGCUCCCUGGACUGACUCAGAGACACUCUUGCUGUUGGAAGGUCUUGAAAAUUUUGACAACGACUGGAACGAGAUUGCAAAGCAUGUUGGCACGCGGACAAGAGAAGAGUGUGUCCUGAAAUUCUUGAAGCUUGACAUCCAAGAUCAGUAUCUUGAGGAUGGUCCUUUGAGUGGCGCAGCCACCCUGAAGAGUCUCACUGGUCGAAGUCCAAUCAGUCAACUGGACAAUCCUGUCAUGUCCGUGAUCAGCUUCAUCUCUCAACUAGCAGAUCCAAGUGUUGUUGCAGCUGCGUCGGGUCGCUCAAUCGCAGUGAUGCAGAAAGAAUUACGAGCACAACUAGAGAAAGGAAUUGGUGGCCCGUCAGAAGAAUCUGCAAAGGAGAAAGAACCGGUCAAAUCUGAAGAUGCCAUGGAUGUGGACGAAUCUACUGCACCAGCAGAAAAGACAACGUCCGAUGUAACCGGAUCACCAGCAGUGAUCAAUGAUAUUGCUACCACAGCCCUAGCAACCACAGCCGCCCGCGCCAGUGGUCUCGCGUCUCAUGAAGAACGAGAAAUUACGCGUCUGGUCGGAGCAGCCGUCAACCUGACGUUGCAGAAAUUCGAACUCAAACUUGCCCAAUUUGCAGAGAUGGAGGAGAUUGUACAAGCCGAACGAAGAGAUCUAGAGAAAGGACGUCAACAACUCUUCCUCGACCGGCUGGCUUUCAAGAAGAGAAUGAAAGAUAUGGAGAACACUUUCAAGCAAGCGAGCAUGAAGGGCCCUGAGGAGGGAAUGCGAAUGAUGCAAGAAGCAAUGCACGCUCAUUCCGGUCAGCGAGUGGGCUUUACAAACAUCAACGGGGCAGCCGCUACUAAUGGCGUCGCACCAGUUGGCGCAGAUGGAGGCGAGCCUGCCAAGGGGAUUGAGGUCUAG
Molecule: messenger RNA, 2148 nt
Organism: Exophiala aquamarina CBS 119918
Lineage: Eukaryota; Fungi; Ascomycota; Eurotiomycetes; Chaetothyriales; Herpotrichiellaceae
Product: transcriptional adapter 2-alpha
Exons: 3
Coding region: 1-2148 (715 amino acids)
Biological process (GO): positive regulation of DNA-templated transcription
Cellular component (GO): SWI/SNF complex
Molecular function (GO): histone binding; DNA binding
Source: RefSeq, a predicted model, not a curated record